This is a messenger RNA of Salvelinus sp. IW2-2015, 3977 nucleotides long. RefSeq lists its product as uncharacterized. The record is from RefSeq and is a predicted model, not a curated record. NCBI's taxonomy places the organism in Eukaryota, Metazoa, Chordata, Actinopteri, Salmoniformes, Salmonidae.
GAACUCCUGCACCAACUAUGCCAGACGGAAUUCCCACAUCCAUCAGCCUGAACAAAAUCACCACACUAACAGAACCAGGCAAACACUCCACGUCAACCAAAACAUUGGGAACCCCUUCACCAAUGAAUUCAGUGGGAACCCCUGCACCAGCCGAGCUAGACGGACUCCCCACAUCAACAGACCCAGGCAAACCCUCCACACCAACCAAGCUAGAUGGAAUCCCCACAUACAUCUGCCUCAACGGAAUCCCCACAUCCAUCUGCAUGAACGGAACCCCCACACCAAUACAGCCCAAAAUCCCCAGACCAAUACAGCCCAAAAUCCCCAGACCAAUACAGCCCAAAAUCCCCUCACCAAUACAGCCAGGCAAACCCUCCACACAAAACAAUCCAGUGGGAACCCCUACACCAAUGGAUGAAACCUCUGACUCCUCUGAGCCCCAGGACCAAGAAAUGCAAAGGUCAAAAAGAAAAAUGUGGAGAGAUGGAGAUCUAAUUGAAGCUGAAGACAGUGCAACCACUCAAGCACAAAAGAGAAUAAAAACCACAGAAGAGUGGCUGAACAUGGAUACGGAUAGGCCCACGGUGUCAAGACAUGCAGAGGUAGACACUGAAGUAUUAGAUCAGCUAGAAAAACACAAAGAAGAGUGUCUGAACAUGGAUACGGAUAGGCCCACGGUGUCAAGACAUGCAGAGGUAGACACUGAAGUAUUAGAUCAACUAGAAAAGAGCAGCAUUGUACAAGCAACCAACAAGCAAACUUUGUGGGCUAUAAACUGCUUCAAGGACUGGCUGGCAGAGAAACAGAUGAUAGUGGAUUUUUCAACCAUUGAAAAAUCUGAAAUGAAUGUGCUCUUGCGAGAUUUUUACUGUUCUGUUCGAAGGGGUAAAGGUGGGGAGUAUUGUAUCCCGAGCUAUAUCGGAAUCCGGGCUGGCGUGAACAGAUUCAUUAACCUCCCUCCCCUUAGCAGAGCCUGGUGCUUGAUGAAGGACAGUGAGUUUACCUCCUCUAAUAAUGUAUUUAUUGGGGUACUAAAGAAAAUCAGACGAGAGGGCAGGGACAAAACUACCCAUCCCAAGGUGAUUAAAGCACAAGACCUUGAGAUUCUUCAAAACUCUACUGUGCUAAGCCCAUACACACCCAGAGGACUAGUGAACAAAGUGUGGUUUGAUAUCCAGUUACACUUUGGCCCCAGAGGAAAGGAGGGCAAUAGGCGGCUAACGCCACAGUCGUUUGUAAUAAAGCACGAUGAAAACGGAGCAAAAUAUGCAACGAUGACUUCCAACGAGGAAAGACAGAACCAUAAAGAUGCAGAAGAGCAGAACUGGCAGAAUCGCUGUGGAAUCAUGUUCCAGAACCCUGGUAGUCACCUCUGUCCAGUCGCCUCCUUGGAGAAGUAUCUGAGCAAGAUCCCAUCAGAUGCCACCGCCUUCUACCUCCAUCCUAAGAAGAUGGUCAUCACCAGUGACAGCAUAUGGUAUAGCCAGGAGCCAAUGGGGUUCAAUUACCUUUCAUCAAUGCUGCCCCGACUGUGCCAGGAGGCUGGUACAUUGGAAAAGUACACAAACAACUGCUUACGAUCUUUGCGCGAGAUCAUGUCUGUCAGCAGACUGAUAGUUCCUUGAAAAGUUAUUGAAAACCUUCAAUGGACAACAGAAAGAGAUGUCAAAUAGGCUCACUGUGAGUCAAGGCAGUGACACACUUCAGUUUUACUUCCUACCAGUGACAUUGUUUUGGUCUUCUACACAAAUGGAGAGCUUGACAAGAUAUACAGUCCUCACCAUAUCUAUUUGGACUAUGUAUUUUGACACUGAGGCUAAGAUUGACAUUUUUUGCUCUAUAUUCCAGCAUUUUGUAUUUAAGAUGAAUGAGGCGACAGUCCAGAAUUUAACCUUUUGAAUUUAGAUUAUGUUUUAGGUAUAGAUUUUGUUUUGCGCUGAGACUUUACUUUUCAGAAUUGUAAAGCCUUUUAAGCUUUCUUUUCACCAACAAGUUUUACUCUACUAGAAACUGUUUAACCAUAAUCAUCCAUUGAGGAAAUCUAAAGUUUAGGGGAAAAAUCGUAGCAAUCGCAGGAUAAUAGGGGGAAUAGAUUUUUGUAUGUAUGAAAUAGAUUUUUUUGGGGGUGACUGGAAGUAAUUUGAUGCUAUACUUCCAAGAUCUGUUUUUACACUGGUAGAAAAAAACAUGUCUACACCACUUUGUAGACCAUCUGUUGUGGUAAAUGGUCAUACUUACAGCUGUUUAACAAAUGUAAUUGUACCCUUCACAUAGAAGGGAUAUUUCCCUUAUUUACUAGAUCUAUUGUUUAAAGGUUAUGUACCAACUAUCUAAAAUUACCCGUAUCCCCUUAAAUUCAAGAUUUUAAACUAUGUAUGCCUCUCUCAGAAAGAUAUUGAACUUUCAAAACCAUUUUGCAAGCUAUAAUGAUAGUGCAGCAGAACCUGUUAAGGUAGUAACAAGAAGCGUGGAAAACCAGAUGAGCCAAACAUAUGUUGUGGGAAGGGACAAAAGGCCCAAGAGAAGUUGUAAACCAUAGGGAAACAGGAAUAAGACGCAUCGAGAGAACAUACGGGGUGAAACAACUGAAUCUGAGGGCUGAGAGCAUUUUGAUGUCGAAUAUGCGUAAUAACAAGUACAUGUAUCCUAAAGUCUGUAGGCAUAGUGAACUUGAUUACAUUAUAAUGUUGGCCUACAUGCAUAAUUGUAGGCCACUUUUCCUUCCCGGCACUAGGGCUGCUGAAUCAAGUGCACCUACCGCUAACAGCGCGAAACGCAUAAAAUAAAUAGGAACGCAAGGCUUUAUCAGAGUUUCUAAACCAAACUGUACAGUCUUGGGCUUUAUCGUUGUUGUUUUUUACAGAAAUGCUUGGAGAUCACGAUAGACCUGUUGGUAGCCACUGUUGUAGCCUUUUAUUUGCGAGGCACAUAGGAGCAUAAAUUGAAAUAACUUGCCCCGAUAUAGUAAGGUAGGGCAAAGGCCUGCAAACUACUAAACCUGAUAAUCGGCCAAAAGUACAAUGAUUAGAAGAAUCCGUAGUAAAACCCGGACUCAAGAGGAUAAACUGUCUAACAAAAUGAAUAAUUAGACAUUCGAAACCACCUGUAACCAUGAACAAAAUUGUUGGAAUGACCACACAAACUGAAAUUAUCAUUAAUGGGCUACAGGCAACCAUAAGUUGAAAACCACAAAUCAGAAUUUAUAUAUUCCAGUUGCUACUAGGAAGAGAAUAUAACCAUUACGCGUUGAACACAUCGACAGUAAUUGCAUUUUGGUACCCCAGAAUUACAUUCAUUUCCAAUGAAACGCUGCGUUUGCGUUGCAGUGCAGUUUUGUUUAUGAGAAUGAAUGAAAUACCUAGACUGAUGAGUCGGGUCUACUGAGCUCAAAGCAUGGAUGAAAACUUUUCUUUCAUCACUGAAGAAUCCUUUAAUAAAAUGGCAGUGCUAUUGCAAAGUAGGCUACAAUAAUGCAUGUAGGCUAACAUUAGAAUGUAAAAUAUGAAUGGCUAUGUCUGCGGACUUCAGGAUACAUGUUUUACUGAUUGCUAUACCAUACUGAUCCAUGCUUGCCGGCGAUGGAGUGUCAGGAACUGUAGAAACGGAAGAUCCAAGUUCAAGUGUAAUUAUCCAUCCGGCUAGCUUUAGGCUUUUGCACUCAACAUGGAAAUAUAAUUGUUGUGAUUUGAAGUUGUAUUGAAGAAUUUAUUCAUGUAACACACCGACAGUUAUAUUACGAUGAGCUAUAAUAUAACCACUAGGCCUAUGCUUUGCAUGCAGACUGUUAAAGAAUGUGACAAUGAGUAACUAUGAAUGUCGUCAGAUCGAUAUAAGCAUUAAUUAAUUACCUUAAGAUUUGGAUGUAUCUCUGUGCACUUCCUGCAAAAGAAAGUUUGACACUAGACAACAUUUUGUUUUACUUUUUAUUAUAUAAUUAAAACAAACAAUUGAAUAUUAAAACAUAUAAUCUACUUGCA